Molecule: messenger RNA, 1520 nt
Organism: Hibiscus syriacus
Lineage: Eukaryota; Viridiplantae; Streptophyta; Magnoliopsida; Malvales; Malvaceae
Exons: 3
Coding region: 113-1342 (409 amino acids)
Source: RefSeq, a predicted model, not a curated record
GACUCAGAUAUAUGAAUCUCGUGCACUUAGCUUCUCCUUCAAUUAUCACUUACCCACCAGUUUUUAAUCUUGCUUCUUUCUUCUGGCUAAAUGUACGUUGAAGAGAAGAUUAAUGGCAGCAGCUGAAGCAAGGGCAGUCUGGCAAAGAACAGCUAAUCGUUUCUUUGUCCAAGAAGAUGCCAAAAGAGCUCCCAAAUUAGCUUGCUGCCAAUCGUCAUCUUCCUCUAAACAGGCUGAUUCUAUCCCCAUUGGAGUAGCAGGCGCGCACGAUCAGCCUGCCGUUGGUUUUAUGCCGCUCAACAGUAUUGCUUACUAUCCCAAUCCACCCUCUGAUAUGAGUUGGUGGCUUCAGCUACAGCCUAGCUACGAACCCCAAAAGGGUUCAACAAACGAGCUGUUAAAUGCCUUAGAUGAUAGAGUGGAAAGCUUGAAAUCUGAAGCGAACUCUUCCUCUGAUGUAAGUAGAGUUCACCCGGAAGACGCACCAGGUGCUUCUGGUGCUGGCAGAAAAAGGAACUAUGAAUAUUCUCUUGAUUCAGCAGAGAGAAUGAAAAAUUGUGAAUUAUUGGAGAUGGAAUCCAUAGAAUGUGAUGUUUCCAAGAAAACCAAUGAAUUGUCUUAUGAUCUGGUGUCUCCCUGGGUCGGAAGUGGGAAGGUCGAGCCAUGGUGGCGUGUGACAGAUAAAGAUGAGCUAGCCUCCCUGGUUGCAAAAAAGUCGCUGGACUUCAUUGAGAACUGUGAUCUCCCUCCACCUCAGAAGAUGCAUAUAAGGAGGUACUAUUGUGAAUGUUCUGGUUUCGACGGUGAUGAAGUAUCUUCUUCGGCUUGGAAGUCCCAAACAGACCCUGUCUCCUGUCCAAUCGUUAAUGCAGAUGCGCAAUGUGCUUCCAACUCUUCAUUCUGUACAACCGAGAAGGAUUUCGUGGAUCAAGUUACAGAGUCUGAUCCUACUAUGGCUCAGCUACUCAAUGCGCUUCAUCACUCACAAACACGUGCAAGGGAAGCUGAGAAAGCAGCGAAGCAAGCCUACGCAGAGAAGGAGCAUGUCAUCAAGCUUAUCUUCAAACAAGCCUCACAAAUCUAUUCCUAUAAACAGUGGUUCAAAAUGCUGCAUCUAGAUGUUUAUCUUCAGAUCAAGAACAACGAGGAGCCAGUCUUCACUUCCAACAACAAUUGCAAUUCACGGAAGAGCUUGGAGAAGACUGGAAAAGGUAGACGAGGAAAGCAGAGCCAGCCUAGACCGAGCAUAACAACAUGUGCCGUUGCUUUUGCAUUGGGACUAAGUAUUGUUAGUGCUGGUUUGCUGUUGGGAUGGACUGUGGGGCCGAUGCUACCUUUCUAGAUAAUUGUAGUGGAAACUAAUCCCCUUGCUGCCAUGAAAAUUGCUUUGCCACAUUUUGCAUUUUGUACGCCAUGUUUAUUGAAUGCUAGUAAUUUUCAACUUCUUUAUUGUAGGUGUUGUAUUGUUUGUAGGCAGUGUACUUUUGGGGGGGGGGGUACGUACAAUUUACAUGAUGUCC